AUGGACAAGUCCGGCGUUCGACAAGCUGUGAAAACCUUCAUUGAGACUAAUCAUUACUGUCCCAGGCCAGUCCUUCCAGAUUCUUAUGCGCAGAAUCUGUGGAAGAUUUUCUCUCGGCGAUAUAUUUUUACAAGUCGAGAGAUUCUCCGUGGCACUUCACUACCGGACUUGGGGACACUUUUCAUUCAGGCGGUAGCUGAUGAGUUGAAAGGGCCUGGACAGCGUUGA
This is a messenger RNA of Penicillium subrubescens, 228 nucleotides long. RefSeq lists its product as uncharacterized. The record is from RefSeq and is a predicted model, not a curated record. The transcript has a single exon. Bases 1 to 228 code for a protein of 75 amino acids. Lineage: Eukaryota; Fungi; Ascomycota; Eurotiomycetes; Eurotiales; Aspergillaceae.